This is a messenger RNA of Tremella mesenterica DSM 1558, 351 nucleotides long. RefSeq lists its product as uncharacterized. NCBI's taxonomy places the organism in Eukaryota, Fungi, Basidiomycota, Tremellomycetes, Tremellales, Tremellaceae. The record is from RefSeq and is a predicted model, not a curated record. Bases 1 to 351 code for a protein of 116 amino acids. The transcript is spliced from 3 exons.
AUGGACGUCGAGACGACAGCUAAGCAACAAGCAGGUCCCUCCCAGCUGAGCAAACAUCGCAAACCUAAAGCUUCUCAUUCAACCAAGGCUCUAUAUGAAAGGGAGGUGGUUUUCGUCAGGCGCAAAUCGGGAUUAGGAGCUUUGAUAAGGAGAUGUAAAAGUUUAGUCAUGGAUGAGGGUUACAUCACGUCAACGUUACACGCCUUGAGCGCUGCCAUAUCACACGGCUUACUCCUCCUAGAUGAGGCAUCUACUCGCCCGGAUCUCUCAACCGCUGGGGGAUUGGAAGAGGAAGAGUUCGUCGGGAUUGGAGCUAUGGAUAACGCGGGACCUCAUUGUGAUCAUGGAUGA